This is a messenger RNA of Aspergillus pseudotamarii, 747 nucleotides long. RefSeq lists its product as uncharacterized. The transcript is spliced from 2 exons. Bases 219 to 593 code for a protein of 124 amino acids. The record is from RefSeq and is a predicted model, not a curated record. NCBI's taxonomy places the organism in Eukaryota, Fungi, Ascomycota, Eurotiomycetes, Eurotiales, Aspergillaceae.
GUUCGUUCUGUGCAACUCAUAUUGUUCGGCGGCCAUACGAUUCAUGACUACCAAUCGAUGGUCAAACCUGCGACGCCAUGUCCGCGAGGGAGAAGGCCAUGGCUGCAUGAGGGUCAAGUCGGAAUUUGCUUUUUUCUGGAAGGCUAGCCCUAUCCAACACAACUAGAGUUGUAGAAAAUACCGGGUACCAGUUGUGUGACAAGAGCCAUGACCAUGGAAUGAUCUCUUCCAGCUCUGAUCAACUCCUAGCGUCGGUGUGUUUAUCGACACCAGGUGCAGCAACUGUCAGGUACAGAAACCCUCAGUGUGGCGUGGUCUCCACCUUGGUGCUAGGGUACGAGUAUAAACUACGGUUCCUGCGCAAAGGAUAUAUAUCCCUUUAUUAUUUUACUCCGUACUCACCGACCAGGGCCGAAGCUGGAUGGGACUUGAGUGUCUCGAGUCACCAAUAUGGUCCGGUCUACGUAGAAACUCGGACGCUGAAGAAUCGUUUGUAUAUAAAAUUUAACUCCAACCCCGAUGUGGAUAAUGGACCUCGGCACAUGGCAGGAAAACUAGGGCUGGAACGACGAGAGACGAUUAAUGAUCGAUAGACCCACGCCGACCUUUGAGCUGAAUGGACAUUCUCCGACUUCUCGUGUUUGUUUCGGGCUCAAUCAGUCUAGUGGAGUGUUGAUCCUCCAGUCCAGGGCCCCGUCAUGACGUCAAAUCAGGCUAUACCAUUGGAUGUUAUUGAGCUCAGGAUUU